AUGAACGGCGAGGUUGAGAUGAGCAUCGAGAAGGAGGAGGAGGAGGAGGAGGAGGAGGGAGGCGUAACGUACUACUGGAGCGGCCCCAAAGGCUACUACGAAAUCCGCAUCGUCCGCAUAGGCGAUCGCAUCAUCGAGACCACCAUCAGCGACUACCAUUUCGUCGUCAAGAAGUGGCUCCAUUACAUCGACCGCAACUACCGGAAGCGCCGCGGCCCCCUCGUCGCCGGCCUCGCCGUCUUCCGGGGCCACCCAUGCCCCCCAUGCUGGAGCUGGCGGACCCCCUCGGGGAGCCCCAGCAAUCCCAACAACCCCAUCCGUGCCAUCGCCCUCUGCCUCGGCGGCUCCCACUGCCUCCUCUACCAGGAGGACGACCGCUCCGACUUCCGCAAACCCAAGGGCCUCAACGAGUUCCUCGACGACCGCAACCUCGCCAUCGUCGGGAUCGGGGUCAAGCGGGACGCCGAGCGGCUCGCGGCGGAGUGGGGGAUCCACGUCGCGCAUCCGGUGGAGCUCCGGACUCUCGCGGCGAGGGCCUUCGGGGAGGAGAAGGUGUGGAAGGCGAAUCUGGUCAGGAGGCAAAUCGUGAUCAAGGGGCUGGGACUGGAGAAGCUGGCGGAGCUGGCCCUCGAUGGAAUGAAGGUGGGGACGAAGCCGGCGCGCGUGGUGGAGAAGGACUGGGGCGAAGAGCUCCAGAAUGAGCACAUCAUGUACGCCACCCGGGACGCCUUCCUCUGCUUCGAGAUCGGCCUCCAGUGCCUCAAGAAGAUCGGCCAGCGGACCUGAUUAUCUCAUCUGUUCUUGAAGAAUCUUUGGCUUCAUCUAUGUCUUGUUCUUGAUCGAGCGAUCUUGUUCUCAGGGUUAGAGUUUCUGUUAUCUUCUGCUUCUAUUCUUGGAACUUUUGGAGAAAUCGUCCCUUUUUUCGGUUUUAGGGUUUCCGGCUAUGGAUAUCUGUAGAAAGGUAGUAGAAUGUUUGCUUUGACGAAGAAUGGAAUGAAACAGUGAAGUAGUACUA
Messenger RNA from Elaeis guineensis (African oil palm), 1015 nucleotides. RefSeq lists its product as uncharacterized. NCBI's taxonomy places the organism in Eukaryota, Viridiplantae, Streptophyta, Magnoliopsida, Arecales, Arecaceae. The record is from RefSeq and is a predicted model, not a curated record. Gene Ontology annotation, cellular component: nucleus; cytoplasm. Gene Ontology annotation, molecular function: 3'-5' exonuclease activity; nucleic acid binding.